Molecule: messenger RNA, 6764 nt
Organism: Chironomus riparius
Lineage: Eukaryota; Metazoa; Arthropoda; Insecta; Diptera; Chironomidae
Source: the annotation of a GenBank genome assembly
CGAGAUUUUUAUUUUGUUUUUGGGGAGCAGAAUGGCGAAGGUUGCAGCUCUCUCCAGUAUGAUACUCUUUGACUAUGUACAACUUUCAGUUACUCAGUCGCUUCAAAAUUGUUAUAAUCAAAAUUAUUUUAUAGUUCACCCAAAACAAUUUAAAAAAGGAUUAAAAAAAUUAAGUUUUUGUGAAAAAAAUUGACAGUGAAAAAAAUUAUUUAAAACUUUAGUGCCUUCUUCAAGAUUUCAUAAUAAACAGAUUUGUGAAAAAAAUAAAAAAAAUAAAAUUGUUAUUGUGAAGCAUAUGAGAAUUAUUGAACAUAUUAUGAUGAGAGAUUUUCAAAUGCUCUGGCAUUGCUGCUGUUACUGUUGCCCACUUUGCAAUUCAUAGUGAGCUUCAUAGUUUGAGUGAAAAAUAAAGGAAGAAGGUUUUAUGUCAUAAUAAAUUACCUCACACCAUCCUGAUAUGUAUAAUAGCUCAACACUUACAUCGAAUCAUCCCUAUCGUAGUGUCUAUAUGUAUAUAUGUGCAUAACAACAUUCAGUAGCAUAUACACACAACGGAGUUAAGCUACUGCACAUUGGAGACGACGUCAAAAAAUGAUUAAAAAAUAAAUGAAAAAAAAAAUUCAAUAUAUUUGGUGUAAAAUUUCCCAAGCAGCAGCAACAGCAACAGCAGAAAAAAAAAGCUCUUGAAGCGAAGUACACAAGCCAGCAACAAACAAAAUAGAUUGCAUUCGAGGCGUCUUAGUGUCGCUAUCCAACGAUAUGACACAUUCUUGCUAAAGUGAAACAGGACAACUAGUCAAGUGAAAUAGCAAUAGCUAGUUGAAGGUUCUUUGCUCAUAAAAAAAAGAGAAGAAGAAAAAAAAAUUAAAAAAUACGAAAAAAAGUAUAUAAAAAAAACUACACAAAGAACCCGGAGAGCUUUCGGACUUGCAGCCAACAACACACAAAAAAAAGUUGUGCAUGAAAAAGAAAAAAUCUUCCGAAACUUCGGUUUUUUAAGAGUGGGUGGUAGAAGAAGAAAAUACAUAAAAAAAAAAUUCGAAGCAACAGCAACAACAACAACAAAAGAUAUCAGUGAUCCAAAAAGACGGAAGAAGUGUGUAUACAUGGACAGAAGAGAGCACAUAACAAUAUUUUUUUUGUGGAGCUUUUUUUUUCGUCCUUCGAUGCACAUCACGAAAAAAAUAAGCUCACCACCACACAAGUGCUUGCAUAUAGAGCAUUGUGAGUAAAUAGUGGACGGUAGGAUGAGACACGAGAGAUACUUUUAAAAAAAUUAGUGCAUUUAUAUUAUAUAUAUGCUGUUGAAUGUGAAAAAAGAAGCAGAGUUGCCAGAAAGAACAAUUUUUUUUAAGCGAAUAUUAUUUAAUAGAGAACUCCUUUUUCCCUUCAAAUUGAGAAAAAGCAGCAUAAAAAAAAACUUUUUUUUUUCGUCGGGAUUUUUCUAUGCUCAGUGUUCAUACUUUUUUUUUUAUUUCGGUGUUCGUUGAAGCAGAGUUUCCGUUAAAAUAUAAAAUAAAAAAAAAAAUUCGGGAGUUGAAUGUGAAGUACACUUGUAGAUUGACUGUCCAAUUUAGUGGAAGAAAGUAUUGAGAGCUGUUCUGAUCAGAGACAUAAAAAAAAUAAAGUUAAAAACAGUUGAUUUUCAAUAGAAAUAGAGUUAAAGACAAACAAUUCUUGUGAAGUCACUAGUGUCGAUGUCUAUAAGUUGAACUACAUUAUAUACACAUUUAUUGGUGAAGAGAAAAGGGAAAAUUAAAUAAACGAAUAAACAGUGAAUGUAAUCAAAUGUAUUUAUCAUCAUCAAUGCCAAUGUUUCUGCAAUUACUUGUUGCAUCGCACGAUCCUGUUUACAGGAACUGUUUAUGUGAAUUUAAAAACGAUUUGAAUUUAAUGAAAUUAGACAAUUUUAAUCGUGUUGUUGAUGAAAAAUUUAAUUUAAAGACAAUUGAAAGUUUUGAUUUUAUGCUUUUGGACACUAAAAAAUGGCGGAUUGUUCUUAUUUUCGUUGUGUACAAGAGCGACGAUUUGUAAAGCGUGAACUUCAAAGGUGGUACAAGAAUAUGGUUUAUAUUGUCGGAUUAGAAAGAGUAGCUGAGGAAUUGAUGGGACGAAGAAAAUGGAAGCAGUAUCAAGAAUCUUUAGCACAAUCACAUGCAGAUUUACUUACGAAACAAUCGCCUUCAAUUGAACAACAAGAAACCAGUAAUAAGCAUCAGCAGCAGCAAAAUAGUGAAAAUAAUAAAACUGGAAUUAAAACGGAAACACUAGAUAUAAAGGAAGAGAAUAAAUUGAUGACUACAGAAGACGUUAGCGAAAAAUUAGAUAAUAAAACAGAAAUAAAAGCGGAAGAUAAAGAGAAUCAAGAGAAAGAAGUAGAAAUUGAAUCAAAGGAACAAAUUCAAAUAAAAAGUGAAUCAUCGUUGACUGAAGAAGUAGGAGAUUUAAAAUCAGAAAAAGUACGACCUGAACCAGUCGAUUGGAAGCCACAAGAUAAGUGUUACUUUUGUGUCGACGGCAAACUAUUAAAAGUGAACGAAAUAGGCGAAUUAGUCGUUGAGACAGGUCCGGUGCAACCGGAAGCUGAGCUCAACAAGCAUAUUAUUGAAUCGGAAGAUUCGAGCUCUAGUUCUGAUACAAUUCAGAAAAACAAUAAUUAUUCGUCACAUCAACAAUCACAGUAUACAGCAUCACCGUUAGUACAGAAAAAUUUGGAAGCACUGCUAAAGACAAUUGGCUUGAAUCCAAAUAUGACUUCUUUGGAAUCAGUUGCUGCACAACUUGCAGCCUUUCAACGACUACAAACACCCGAACUCAAUCAGCUAAGCCAAUUGAAUCCAUUUUAUCAGAACUUAUUUUAUCAAUUUCCACAAGUAUCACCAACAACAACACCUGAUCGUACGUUAAGUCCGUCAGUGAAGACACCGACAAGCAUCGAGGUUCCAUCACCAUCUCCAACACAUCAUUCGGGGGAUGUUCCAUUGGACCUUAGUGCAAAACCUAGUGGCUCAUCGACAACACCAACAACCCCAAUUGACUCAAGAAACAUAUUCAGAGCAAAGCCACGAAUAUCGACAAUACCAGGACGUCGAACGUAUACGGAAGAAGAGCUUAACAAUGCAUUACAAGAUAUACUUAGCGGUAAGUUGGGAACGAGACGUGCCGCUCAAACCUAUGGAAUUCCACGAUCGACACUACGUAAUAAAGUCUACAAGCUUGCAAUCGAACAGAAACGUGAAUUAUUAGCUAAUCAUCCACCAAUUGCAGUUCUUGAGGACGAAGAUGAAAAAGAUUCGGAACCAGAAAAUGAGAAAGACUCAAUGAAUAAAUUGGGUAAUUCAAAUGAGCAACUACAAAAUUAUUUGAAGAUGCUUGCAAAAAAUUCUGAGCCUAUGAAGCAAGAACAUAAGGAGACGGCAUCACACAAUAAUCCAAUGGGUGGACCAUCAUCAUGGCCAAUAGAUCCAGCGGCGUGGAUUCAAGGUUUAAUGAUUGCUAAUGGACUUCAUGGUCUUCAAGGACUGGCUGGUUUUCCGGGAUUACUGCAACAAUCAUCUUCGUCAACAUCGUCGUCAUCACCAAAAGAAGAACUUCCAGAAUUUCUUAGGAAACUUUUAACACAACCACAAGACAUGAAACAUCAUGAUAAGAUGGAUGGUCGUAGUGGAAGUAAUGGCAUGCAAAAUUCCAUAGAUCCAAUUCUUAUGAUGAACUUACUACAGCAACAGCAAAAUAAACACAAGUCACGAUCAUCAAAUACCCCUGAGAUGGAUAUGAAUGACGGUAGUGAUGAUUCAAGCACUAUUCUCAAAAUUCCGUCCAUUCCAAAAACAAUGUUCAAUUCUGGCGUUCCAUCGUCAGCAUCGUCAACGCAAAGUAAGAAUGGUGACAUAACGCCUUCCACAUCACCGCAAAUUUCAGGACUUUCAAUAAGUCCACAGCUUCAUGUUGGUGGAUCAACUGGUCAACAAACGCCAACGUUAGCAAAUCGUUUAGCUAUUCCAUCACCAUCACUCAUGCGCCAAAGAAGUGAAUCCGAAUCAUCGCAACCGACGGCAAAAUUCAAUUUGCAUGAUGUCAUACGUGAGAGUAUUAGUAAAAACUUUCAAACAAAUCUCCUUGAUGAUCAUAAACAUUCCAUGCCACCGUUGACUAUUGACACAAUGGAUGCAUAUCAGAAGAGACCAACGAUAUCAGUUAUUAGGAAUCUUGGUGGAACUGAUAUAUCAAAAUUUGGUACAAAUCCAAAUAUUAAUCAACUUCAACAGCAACAAUUGUCACCAAAUACAGGAACGGGUGGUAAAGGUACGCGACCAAAGCGUGGAAAAUAUCGUAAUUAUGAUCGUGAUAGUUUAGUUGAGGCAGUGAAGGCUGUACAAAGGGGUGAGAUGUCAGUGCAUCGUGCUGGAAGUUAUUAUGGUGUUCCACAUUCCACAUUAGAAUAUAAAGUAAAGGAGCGACAUUUGAUGAGACCAAGAAAACGAGAACCGAAACCACAGCCACUUGAUUCGUCAACUUCCUCAUCAUCAGCGACGACGUCAGCGAUAAAAAGACAGGAAAUACAAGCGAUUGAUAAGAGUAAAGCAUUACCGAAUGCAAAACCGCCAUUAAAGCCACCAUAUGGAACAAAUCCAAAUGGCAUAAAAAUUCCACCAUUUAUUGAUCAUGCAUCAAUGGCAGCGCAAUUACAGCUUCAAUCACAGCUCUUAUGGCCACAUCCGAGUGCAUUUUCAGGCUUGAGUGCUUUAGAUUUUGCACGAUCGUCUGUUCAAAAUAGCUCGUCGCCGUUUCCACAAAAUACUGAGAACUUUUUCGCCCAACAAAUGUUGCAAAAAUUUCAAGAAGAACAACAACAACAACAGCAACAGCAGCAGCAGCAACAACAGUUUAAAUCCCCUGUGAAUGGUAAUCAAAAUUCCAACAAUGGUAACAAGCCCAGUGUAAGAGAUUUAGAGAGUUUAUAUAAUCCCGUAAGUACAAAUGGUUCAUUUCUUGAUGGCAUCAUACGUUCGACAUUAGAUAAAAAGCCCAAUGAACUAACACAUAGUACAUUAUUUGAGCAUUUGCUUAAGAAAAGUUCAAUGCCCAAUUCUGGUCCAUCCGAUGAUGACGAGUACUCAUCACAACAAGUAACAAACAAUAAAAGACCUGGUAGUCCGAUAAAUUAUGCGCACCACGAUAUUAAAAGGGAGCGAACUAGUCCGUCUCCGAAUGAUGAUAAUGAUGUUGAUUCCGAUUAUGCAAUGCAUGAGCAUCAGCAGCAAACCUCAAAACUACAUGAUAAUUUGACGAUAAAAGAGGAGCUUAAUGGCUCAAUCAAUAACUCCGAUGACGUUAAUUCAUAAUUGAUAGCCAAAUUAAAUAAUUUUAUUCAUGUAUAGUCAUGAAUGAUCACUCAAAAAAAAACAAGAAUAAGAAUAAUAAGAUUAAAAAUGAUUAAUGGAAAGAAACAAAACACAAAUACAUAUACAGAAUUACACACACAUACACACACACAUUUUUAAGUCAUAAAAAAUGAUAAAGUAAAUUAAGUAAGUCAUCAGAGAAAAAUUGAUGAACAAAAAAAAAAAUAUUGAAGAAUGAAAUGUAUACGUAGCUAAGGAAGAACUUUUAUCAAUUUAUAUAGCAUUUUGUGUCGCAAUCUUUAUUUUUUUGAAAUGAUAUAAAAUGAUGAAAAGAUUGACGAUUCAUUGUUUUAUAAUUAAUUUAACUAAUAAUAAUUAUUAUAUAUAUAUUUUUGGUUAAAUUUUAGGAAAAUUUUUCCCCAAUGCUCCCCCAAAAAAAAAAUAUGAAGAUGAAAAUUUAAUAAUAAAAAAAAAACAUUAUUAUGCUUAUUAAUUAAGUAUAAUAGAAAUUUUCCCCUAGUAUCCUCAAAAUAACUGAAAUUAAAUUAUUCACUAUGACAUAUCGUCAUCAUGUCACAUGAAAUCACUAUCUAAUGUGUGAAUAAUUAUAUUUCAAAAAUUAAAACAAAAACAAGAGAGAAAGUUUUGCGAGAAAAAAUAAAACAAACAACUACAUAUGAGAAAAAUAAUCAAAUAAUGAGAAAAUAUUGUUGUAAUAUUUUUCAUCAUAGAUUUAAUUUGACAAUCGACAGUGAAUAACACAAAGGCUUUUUUCAAAGAAUCAUAAAAACAUGAAAAAAAACUGGACAGAAAAAAAAACAUUUAAUAGAAAUUCUAUUAAAGCAGGAACUUAUGUACAUCAAUCAUUUCCAUUCAUUUUUAAAAAACAUUUAUAACUUACAAAUGGAAGCUUUUGAAGGAUUAAAUUGAUUUUUUAAGCAACUCUUGCAUUUCUAUCCUUUAUUUUUUAAGUUCGAAAAUAUUUCAAUCAAAAACCAAAUUCGAAAAAACAAAUUCAGAAAUUUUACUUAUCAAGUUCAAAACUUUUAUUUUCGAAAACAAGUUCAAAACUUUUAUUUUCGAAAAAUAAGUUCGAAUAACCAAUCCCGAAAAUCAAUUUCAAAAUAUUCACUAUCAAAAAUCAAGUUCGAAAAUUUCCUUGCGAAAAUCAAGUUCGAAAAUUUUACUUUCAAAACCAUGAACUUAUUCAAUUUAAAAAGUAUUAAAUACUGCAUUUUGAGAAUAUAAAGCCACAAGAAAAAUCAAUUUAAUCCUUCAACCAUUCUAAAACAACACAAUCUAAAUCCAAUAACAUUCUCAGAAAUAUUUUUCAGCUAAAAUUUUCCCAAAAAAAGUUAAGAAAAAUAAAAGAUACAGCAUUGAUUCACCUCGAAAAAUUAAACAACAAAUAAUUUUUCC